AUAUACUACUCAAUGGCCAAAGGCUUGUUCCUAUGCAAUCUGCAGAGUUGCAGACGAAAUAGCUUAGCAAUAGCUGUCAGGAUAAUCACCUUUCCGUCGUACUACUAGCAGAGAUGACGACACUCCCCGCCCUUAACCCCUUUCCCCGAGGGCCAAAUUGAGAAAAGCCCAACGCGAACGGGGGAAAAUCCCGAACCUACCAUCGCUGCGUCCCCGCUACCAUUGCGCCGCCGCCGGGGAUCGUGGAGGACUUGAGAUGCGGUGCGCGGGCUGUGGGGAGACGCUGGAGGUGGAGUCGGACCUCACCGAAUUCGCCUGUCCCAACUGCGGGAACCAUCAGGCGCUUCCGCCGGAGCUCAUGCCGCGGCACCCCCGCUCCCCGGGCACUGCGCACGGUCAGGGGCGAUUCGCCUGCCUGCUCUGCGGCUCUGAGCUUGCUGCCUUCCCAGCUGCUGCCAUUUCGGUCGUCGCGCCGCCCGCAGCUGUGCCCAUCACUCCCAGGCUCCCAGCAGACUGGCGCAGCCCUCUGAGGCAGCGAGGUAAAUUAUGUCGAGGAAAGCCCUAUCCAGUAUGA
Molecule: messenger RNA, 574 nt
Organism: Panicum hallii
Lineage: Eukaryota; Viridiplantae; Streptophyta; Magnoliopsida; Poales; Poaceae
Exons: 2
Coding region: 257-574 (105 amino acids)
Source: RefSeq, a predicted model, not a curated record